AUGAACAACUCCAGUCUUCCAGAUGUCGACCAAGGAUCGUGCUGGCUCUUUUCUUCUACAUUCUUCACAACGCUUUUGGUUGUAGUAAGCUUAGCAGCUUUCGUUGGCAACAUUCUUGUCAUUAUCGUGGUGUUCAAGACGCCAAUUCUUAGGACAAGUACUAACUUCUAUUAUGUCAACAUGGCCGUUUCUGAUUUUCUGGGCGCUCUAUUCACCUGGCCAGUGUAUCUUACUCACGAAAUCAUAACAAGCAAGGGGAGCCUACUCUACGGUACUCUGGCUUCAGCUGGGUGCAAAACGGGGGCCUUCAUAAGACUCCUG
This is a messenger RNA of Pocillopora meandrina, 321 nucleotides long. The record is from the annotation of a GenBank genome assembly. Lineage: Eukaryota; Metazoa; Cnidaria; Anthozoa; Scleractinia; Pocilloporidae.